Xenia sp. Carnegie-2017 is the source of this 2611-nucleotide messenger RNA. Its product is annotated as sperm-associated antigen 17-like. The transcript has 11 exons. The coding region runs from base 1 to 2259 and encodes 752 amino acids. Gene Ontology annotation, biological process: epithelial cilium movement involved in extracellular fluid movement; axonemal central apparatus assembly. The record is from RefSeq and is a predicted model, not a curated record. NCBI's taxonomy places the organism in Eukaryota, Metazoa, Cnidaria, Anthozoa, Malacalcyonacea, Xeniidae. Gene Ontology annotation, cellular component: axonemal central apparatus.
AUGGAGACAGAAUAUGGUUCAUGUCGAACGUUGUUUGGUAAUGGUAGCUCCAUACACGCGAUGACAAAUGGUGAAAGUGAUGUUGAUAUAUAUGAUGGUUCUAGGAUCUUGUGUGAUAGUAAAGGUAACGUUUCCUACUUUGCUCGCGACUUAAAUGAAGUUCAUCGUGAGCAUGGUGGUGAUGACGUCAAUUCUGUCAGGAAUCGUCAGGGGGGUGUUUAUUAUCUACGCACUACAUCACAACAUUGUUGUGAUCAUAAGGACAACUGUGGAAAUACAUUCCCUGUGUUUAGUAAUGGUGAUAUAAAAGUUGAUAAAGUCAAUAAUACAGAUACAACAGAAAAAGCAGACAUUUUACCCGUCCCACGAUUCUUUGUGAUGCAUCGUGAUGGUACUGGGUUUGAAUUGUUACGUCAUCAAGACGUUGACGAAUACUUAAGAGCGGCUGAAGAUAACGUUGCUACGGCUGUUUUAAGAACUCAUGUUGAGGGUUUACCAAACGUCACCGGAGUUACUGUACUAAAACCUUUCUCAGGAGGAGAAGGAAGAAAAUGGCUAAAACACAAAGAUGAAAGUAAUCUUAUUCCGCUUGCUUUAAGGGAAAGAGACUUCACGCAGUUUCCACCGAUAGAAGAAAAGAAAGAUGGACCAAAAUUUGGUACCAAUGCAGGUUGUGGACUAGUCAUUGGCAACAUGAGAAAGCCCGUUGAUGUAAAACCAUUAUUAACUUGUCCCAAAGUCUUGGUUUUGCGUCAUUUUGUUCAAUAUGAGCCUUCAGACAUCGUACAUCGCGAGGCUAUUUCAGCGGCAUUCCGUCAAUAUGGCGAGUACGUGACAAAACUUCAACUUCAGUGCGAUAACUGUCUGCCGAAGGAGUCACGUGACAAGGAAGAAGUAAAAAGAGCAAAUGGAUUGGCUGAAAAGUACGAGCGAGAAAAUUCUCUAAAAAAUGAUCUCAAAGCUGAUGUAAAUGGGGUACAAGAAAAGUAUUUGAAGUCUGUAGCACCUGUCGAAAAGCCCGCACCACCUGCGCCAGCCUGGAAACGCACGGCCGAGGAAUGGGAACGAGAUCGUAUAGAUUUGGCUAAACUAGAAUACGGCAAACAUGCAUUACGUCAUCGUGAAGUUCCGCCAUAUUUUGAAACGGCGAAGGGUCAAGCUUUUCUAAGUGCUUUAAAUCGCGGUCCUGAUAUGUUGAAGCUCAGUGCUGAACUCGACAAACAAGCUUGUCCAGUUUCUAGUUCGCUUCACAUUGCAAUGAGUGCAUCAACAGAAAUUAUAGAUCAGAGGCAUCAAACUUCUCAUGAAAAUGUUCUGCAAUAUUCAAACUGGUCUAGGUCAGCGGUUUUAGAGAACCCAGAUCUUGAAAGAGGACAAUCGCCUGGGGAUGUCUCUCCAGUCGAAAGUAGUACACCUUUUGUCAGUCGUCCAGUGAAUCCUACUCCUGCACAAGCUGGUGGUGUACCUACCUCCCCGUCGACACGACCCACCAACCCCACCCCCCGUCAAGCAUCGACUGUCUUGAGCAAUGAAAGUGUUUUAGAUUCCCCCCGUACCAAACAAUCUAUAGUCCGAAGUUCGACUUUAGAAUCAUUGUUGGAAAUGCAACAUGAAGUAUUGAGUUCAGAUGUUACGUCAUCAAAGACAUCUUGUGAUAAUCAUGACAAUUUACCCAACGUUAUCAUGGGUGGAAAACCUGGUGCUCUACCAAACUCUCAGUUUUUAAAGAUAGAGGAUCCUGUCCGACGUAAAGUUCAAACUGCUUCUGUUAUUGGAAAGAACAACACAAGAGGUUUUGAGCUUUCUCCACCAGAGGUGGACAUGGGGGUACUUAAAGAAGGUCACACGUAUGUACAUUCGGUGAUAUUAAGGAACAUUGGUAUUGAUAGCUGUAGAUUCAAAGUACGACAACCUCCUCCAUCGACUGGUAUCAAAGUUUUGUUCAAUCAUGGUCCUAUUGCAGCAGGAAUGACGAGAAAACUAGACAUUGAAAUGUUUGCUGUAGCUGUUGGUGUAUCUGGAGAAAGUGGAGUUGGAUCUGUUGGUCAUCACAUUGAAAUAAUUGGCGAAAAUGAAAUUUUUUAUCUUCCUGUGUCGGCCACUAUUUUAACCGCUUAUGAGUACGACAAUCGUUCAAAUUCGUUUCCCCAAGGUUAUCUCAGUAAAGGAACUCGUAUGAUUGACAAUCGACCACCAUCAAGAGACGCUAUUCGUCCUCGAAGAAAUCAUAUGUAUUCUGAUGUUUCCAAACAAUUUUAAACUUCAUAGAUUGUUUUAUGUAUUCUGCGUAUAGUUUUUUUACCAUUGAGUAAUUUUAAUUACAUAAAUUAUAAAUUAUAUUUAUAUCUUCUUGUGACCCGAAAGUUAAAAGCGCUUUCAAAAUUAUGGCAUCAAUUUGUAUGAUUUAGGGGCUGAUUACAUCAGCCCGGUAACCUGAAUUCAGAGAGGCGGGAAAUGAUUUUGAGUCAUCGAAAGGAGCAAAAAUUUUAAGCGCAAAACUUUUCUUAUGCGUUAGUUGUAACUUUCAAAUCAUGCACAAUUAUUUGUUUUCAUUUUAAAGAUUUUGUAAAUUUGCAAAGUCAGAGCAUAGAGAAAUUGCUCAAACAAGUUU